This is a messenger RNA of Colletotrichum costaricense, 1596 nucleotides long. RefSeq lists its product as uncharacterized. The record is from RefSeq and is a predicted model, not a curated record. Lineage: Eukaryota; Fungi; Ascomycota; Sordariomycetes; Glomerellales; Glomerellaceae. Gene Ontology annotation, cellular component: membrane. Gene Ontology annotation, molecular function: transmembrane transporter activity. The transcript has 5 exons. Gene Ontology annotation, biological process: transmembrane transport. Bases 1 to 1596 code for a protein of 531 amino acids.
AUGUCUACCAUCCUAUCUUCUGAGCAUGCAGACCUGCGGCCCUCCGGGCCUCAGACUAUAGGACAUGGCAUCGACGAGUUCAAGCCGAGUGCGGCUGAAUUCGAAACCAUGGAAGAAGGCGACCCUCAUAAAUUUAAGCUUUCCAAGACCGGUGCAGAUGUUGCCUUGGCACUUUUCGAUAAUGUAGGCGAUGUGCACGGAUCCAUCGAUCCGGAGGAGGAGCGACGACUAGUCCGCAAGGUAGACUGGAUGAUUCUUCCAUACAUCUCAGUCUGUUAUGUCUUUUUCUAUAUUGACAAAACCACCCUCUCGUACGCUGCCAUCUUUGGUAUCCAGAGUGAUCUCAACCUCAAGGGAACCGAGUAUAGCUGGCUAUCAUCAAUCUUUUACUUUGGGUUUCUGAUCUGGGCUCUACCCACAAACUUCAUGCUACAAAAGUUCCCUAUCGCAAAGUAUCUUGGCCUCAACAUCUUCGCCUGGGGUACGUUUCUCAUGCUCCAAGCUGCCGCACCCAACUUUGGAGCUUUGGCCGCGCUUCGUGCCAUCAGCGGAGCCGCAGAAGCAUGCGCCGACCCUGCCUUUAUGAUCAUCACCAGCAUGUGGUACACGCGCCGGGAGCAACCCAUCAAAAUAGGCCUCUGGUACACCGCCAACGGCAUCGGCAUCACCCUUGGCGGCCUCCUAGGCUACGGCAUCGGCAACAUCAAAGGCGCGCUGGCGUCCUGGAAGUAUGAGUUCAUCAUCGUCGGCACCCUGUGCUGCGCGUGGGGCAUCGUCAUUGCCGUGUUCCUGCCGGAUAACCCCAUCACGAGCAGCAAGCUUACAAACCGCGAGAAGAAGAUCAUCGUCGAGCGGUUACGCGAGAAUCAGACUGGCGUGGAGAAUAAAACGCUGAAGCUCUAUCAGGUGCGCGAGGCGUUCACGGACUACAAGCUGUACUUUUUCUUCAUGAUUGCCUUGUUGCAGGCGAUUGUGAAUGGGGGGACGUCUAAUUUUGGAACUCUGAUUAUCAAGGGCUUCAAGUUUUCGACGUUGAUCACGGCGGUCCUUCAGAUUCCAUACGGAGCCAUCAUCUUCAUCGCCAUCCUAGCAUGCGUCUUCAUCAACGACAGGCUGCCGCCAAAUAACCGCUGCUUCGUGCUGGUGCUCUUCUUAUUACCCAACGUCGCUGGGGCGUUUGGUCUCCGCUUUGUCCCUGAUGACCAGCAGGUCGGCAGGCUAAUCUGCUACUACUUAACCGGUUCUAUCAACGCCUCAUUCGUACUUCUCCUCUCACUCCAAACCGCCAACAUUGCUGGACAUACCAAAAAGGUGGUCACCUCCGCGUGCCUGUUUUUGGGAUACUGCGUCGGCAACAUCGCGGGUCCCUUCUUCUACAAGUCAGAUCAGGCGCCUAAGUAUGAGUUGGGUAUUUGGAGUAUGAUUGUCGCUCACUUGCUUGAGGUCGUGGUUGUGAUUACACUGCGGUUUCUGCUCAAGUGGGAAAAUGAUAGGCGGGACAGAAUGCAGGGGGAAGUCGCUGAGGUUGAUCUGGAUGCGACGGCGUUUGGGGAUGUGACGGAUCGUGAGAACUUGAACUUUCGGUAUAUUUACUGA